Messenger RNA from Thermochaetoides thermophila DSM 1495, 1470 nucleotides. RefSeq lists its product as uncharacterized. The record is from RefSeq and is a predicted model, not a curated record. The coding region runs from base 1 to 1470 and encodes 489 amino acids. The transcript is spliced from 3 exons. NCBI's taxonomy places the organism in Eukaryota, Fungi, Ascomycota, Sordariomycetes, Sordariales, Chaetomiaceae.
AUGGCGUCUUUCAAGGACAUACAAACCUCGCGGCCCCUUACUCACCGGCCUGCCCUUUCGUCGAGUCCGGCCCCUGGGGGCGGUCUGUCGAUUACUCGGCAGGCACACACGCGCAACAGCUCGCACUCGCUGCUUAGCAGCACUCUCAAUGGCACUCAUCGCAUUACACGCCGCAAAAGCAUGACCAACACCGGCGCAAACGUCGCAGCAUUAGCCGCAGCUCUCCAGGAAUCUGGCGAGAUGUCUGGGCCUCUGCCCAUCGCUUCUGGUUCGCGUCGCAACACCAUGUCGAAGCAGGGCCUCUCGCGCCAGGCCAUCGUUGGAAGCCUUCCGUCCCCACCGGGGAGUCUACCCAAUCGCCAAUUCGUGACCGACGAUAGCGGGAACGGCAACGUACAGGACAGCGCGAUCGAGGACGAGCCAAACGACGUGUCUGGAGAAGAUGCUGCGGCGGCUUUCAAGAAGGCACGCAUGAGGAGAGCCAGCGAUGGUCAGCCCUUGGUAAAGGAAGGCGGCCGAAGGUUUAACCGCCCAGAACUCCGCUGCGAGACAUGUGGGAAGGGAUACAAGCAUAGCAGCUGCUUGAAUAAGCAUUUGUUUGUGCCCACUUUCCUCCCCCUAUCCUCUCCCACCUGGUGGGAGCACACUCCCGAGUGGUCAUACACGUCCAAGCUCUUGAUCUCCAAGCACCAGCAAGUUCAGCUGUUAGAAGCUGCUUCGGUCCUGGUUGCUAUGAACGGCAAUCCCCCAAGGCGUCCCACCGCCGCAGCCGUUCCCGCCGCCUCCGCGUCGGUUCCGACGACUACGACGACACCUCCAGACUUAGGAAGGCACUUCAGCAGCGACCGAGAUUCCUCCUCUCCACCCGCGAGUGGAUAUUCGGAACAGCAAGACCGCAGCUCAGCCGAUACAACUCCGCCGCCACAUCUGGAUGACAUCUCGGCACCCCACGGAUCGUAUACUUCUAGCUUCGGUUGGAGAGAUGGGUAUGGCCCAGGGGCUGGCCUCUCCCAGUCAUAUCAACCCGGUGUGUAUGGUUCCUCGGUUGCCGAGAGUGUCACCAGUGUUUCUGGCUUCGGGCACCUUGGACACUUCCGUCAGCCUAGUCAGGACCAGCGACCGACAUCAUCGGGCAGGAAUGCCACGGGGAAGGAUGAUCGAGAGCUGGCGGCGGCUGUUGAGGCUCUGAGCUGCAGCUACAACAGCAAUACCGGAUCCCGACGCGGCCCUUUCCCGACGGACGUGCCCCCAGUACCUCCGCUCCCACAGUAUCUUGGCGAUGACGUGUUGUCGGGCACGAGCUUCAUUGGAAGCUACCCUAGCAGGGCACCCGAGAGCUUCGAGCGUGGCGCAGGACGCCGAUACGAUAUCGAUACCAAGAUGGCGGAAGAUAGUGACGACGAUGAUGUUCGGUCUCGGGCACGCAGCGACGAAGAUGACGACGGCGUCUUUGGGAAAAUGGAGGAGUGA